CAUAUGCACCCGAACGUUACAAGCAAGUCUUUGCUAUAGCUGAAGUUUUGCUGAAGUUUUCCUCGUACUUGCUUGACCGUCUCUGAAAUCUGAGGUUAGUUCUUCUAAUGUACAUAUUCCCUUUGCUGCACUUGCUUGGUUGUCUCUCAAAUCUCAACUUAGUUCACCUACUGUACAUGUUUCCUUUGCUGUCGCUGGCCAUCCGAAAUCUAGAAAAUCGACAGCGCCAUGUCUGUUUUAGUUUCGUGGUUACAAUUUUCAACCCACCCGGCCACCCCAUAGCAUCAUGUCAGCAACAACCAUCACCAUCAGAAGCUAUAUUCUUUUUAGUUUCUGCAUGCUGUAACUUAUUCAAACAUAUACAUAGAGGUAAAAUGCAAGGAAAGAAGUAUCAAAUCAGGUGUCCUAAUAUCAUCACCCACUUCAAUGAUCUGCACUAAGCUGGAUCAGUUAUCUGCCAAAAAAAUCCAGAGUAACACUAAGUGACUAGCAUGCCAGAAUUAGUCCUUGUUGAUCGACCAAUAAAUUACUAGUACAAGUUUUAACUAGACAAAUUAAGUAGUUUACAUUUAAACUUGUGAAGUCAUGAUAACUCAGUAAUUUUCCACAGGCUUGUUUUCAUAGCGUCCAAUGGAUCCUAGCUACUGUCGCAGAUCAAAAAGUGAGGAUGAGUUUGCUCUUUUUGUUCUUCCUACUUUAGGAGAACACUCAUAUUCCUCAAGGAGACCUAUGCACACUUCAAUACUCACAGGCGCACGACGUGUAAAUGAAAUUUUAAAUGGACAUGAAGACCUAUGCAAAAGGCACUUCAGAAUGGAGACUGAUAUAUUUCAAGCUUUGGUUCAGAAAUUGCGCGAGAAUGAUCGCCUUGUUGAUGGAAGAGAUGUCUCAGUAGAAGAACAAGUGGCUAUAUUUUUGUAUGCAUUAUCUAAGAAUGCAACAAAUGAUACUUUGGCAGAUUGGUUUCAGCAUAGUGGACAAACAAUCAGUUACUAUUUUGGUGAAGUGCUCAGUGCAAUUACUGAACUCUAUUCUGUAUACAUACGUCCACCUUCCCUACACCCGCAUCCAAUCUUGAGUAAAGAAAAGUUCUACCCUUUCUUUAUGGAUUGCAUCGGCGCUAUAGAUGGUACACAUAUUCCAUUGAAACUACCUGCUGAUGAGCAAGAACCAUAUCGCAAUAGGAAGCAAACAUUGUCGCAAAAUGUUAUGGUAGCAUGUGAUUUUGAUCUGAAGUUUGUGCAUGUGCAUGCUGGUUGGGAGGGAUCGGCUUCAGAUGCAAGAGUCCUACAGGAUGCACUUAACCAUGGUUUUCAAGUACCCCCCGGAAAAUUUUACCUUGUAGAUGCUGGUUAUGCAAACACACCACAAUUUUUGGCUCCAUAUCGUGGUACUAGGUACCACUUACAAGAACAAGGAAGAGCUCGCCAAAGGCCAAGAAAUUACAAGGAAUUAUUCAACCUACGACAUGCACAACUCCGAAAUCAUAUCGAGAGGAUUAUUGGUAUACUAAAAAUGAGAUUUCUGAUAUUGAGAGUGGCUUCACAUUACUCGGUGACCAAACAAAUUGACAUAUCAGUUGCUAGUUGUGUGCUGCACAAUUUCAUAUGUUUGCAUGAUGGAGAUUUUUCAUGGCCUGAGAAUACUACUGUGGAGAUUGAUCAAGAACAAUUUGUUGAUGUGCCAAGUGGAGACCACAACUAUCAUAAUGAUAUACAUGCUUUUAAUUACUCUAGAGAAGCUGGGAAUCAAAAACGAGAUUAUAUAGCACAGCAAAUGUGGGCACAAUAUGUAUCACGAAGAUCUCAGAAUAUGUAAUAUUUUAUCCAAGUUCUGCUACCAUUCAUGUACUUGAAAUAUGAGAUGCAAGUUGUAAUACCAUUCUUGG
Messenger RNA from Triticum aestivum (bread wheat), 1888 nucleotides. RefSeq names its product putative nuclease HARBI1. Bases 631 to 1818 code for a protein of 395 amino acids. The transcript has 2 exons. The record is from RefSeq and is a predicted model, not a curated record. Lineage: Eukaryota; Viridiplantae; Streptophyta; Magnoliopsida; Poales; Poaceae.